Messenger RNA from Penaeus vannamei (Pacific white shrimp), 670 nucleotides. The record is from RefSeq and is a predicted model, not a curated record. NCBI's taxonomy places the organism in Eukaryota, Metazoa, Arthropoda, Malacostraca, Decapoda, Penaeidae.
CUCAAGCACAAACAUCCGAUAUGGCACCGAUUUCAAAAUCAAAGACGAACGAACAAGUACAGAAAGAACAGAAGAAGCGUGGUCGACCCAAAGGUUCUAAAAACAAGUCUUUGGCGAUGGCUUCAAAAUCAAAGAACAUUGGAGAAGCACAGAAGAACCGUGGUCGACCCAAAGGUUCCAAAAACAAGUCUUUGGCGAUGGCUUCAAAAUCAAAGAACAUUGGAGAAGCACAGAAGAAGCGUGGUCGGCCCAAAGGUGCCAAAAACAAGACAACCGACACAUCGUCCAAAAUCGCUAAGCCUAAGAAAAUUGGCAAGACAAAGGCUGUCGAAAAGCGCGGUCGACCCAGAACCAAGACGGACGCAGAAUAUCCCGUGAAAUUCGUUGACCUUGUCCUCAGGGCCUUCAAGGCUUUAAACAACCGUAAGGGAUCGUCUCUUCAGGCAGUUAAGAAAUACCUUAAGGAAAAUGAAGGAAUUGAUUCACAGAAGAAGGCCAUCUACAUUAACAAGAGUGUACGAAAACUGACUGAAGAUGGAACUCUACGUCAUCGUGCAGGAAUUGGGGCCAGAGGGACUUUCAAACUGGUUUCAGCAUAGUUGAGCCCUUUGAAUUGAGAAUAAGUGUUUAAAUUUGGAUUUUUUAAAUGAAAUAAAAUACUAUAUUUCAA